AUGGACUCAUUCACUGGAAUCAUGUCACAACUCAAAUACAUCAAUCAAGAUGAAGUUUCAAUCAGAAAUGCCAAAAUUGAAAAUUGUGUUGGCUCCGUCAAAGUUCCUGUUGGCAUUGCCGGGCCUCUAAACAUCAAAGGUGCCGAUGGAACGGAGGGUCUUUUCCACGCUCCACUAGCAACCUGUGAGGCUACAUUGGUGGCGAGCUGCUCACGUGGAUGCAGACUCUUCAACUCCAGUGGUGGUAUUCAAUUCAAGCUCCUCCGGGACACCAUGACAAGGUGCCCUGUCUUCUGGUUUUCCUGCGCCGUGGAUGCGGCGUCGUUCUACGACUUGCUGCCUGACCUGUGCUCUGAAUUUCGAGAUGCGGCAGAAUCUACCAGUAGAUACAUCCGGCUUAUGAGUAUCGAGCCUCGACUUGUUGGCAGCACUGUUCAUGUCAUUUUUGAGUACGAAUGUGGAAACGCCGCAGGCCAGAAUAUGGUUACAUUUGCGACGCAGGAGGCGUGUGAUCGUUUUUCAGCAUCAAACACGGCUCUGGUCAUGAAACUUGAAAAAAUCACUAUUGAGGGUCAACUAUCCUCGGAAAAAUGUCUUUCUUGGGGAAAUAUCUUACGCUCGCGCGGCGUGGCUGUCAUGGCCUGGGGAACUAUCACCAAAACAGCCUGUGAAAGCGUUCUAGGCGUGUCUACUUGGGAUCUUUAUCAGCUCAUACACAAUAGCAAGGAGGCUGCUACACGGAAUGGGCAGCUAGGCUAUAGUGCCAACCAAGCAAAUGUGGUUGCGGCAAUGUUCAUCGCAUGUGGUCAAGACGCUGCCAGCGUGGCAGAAUCAGUCUAUAGCCACCUGACUGUUGAGUUCAAUCGAGAGACCGAAGAAUUGGAAGCAUCGACCUAUUUUCCCAGCCUUCCCGUCGGAACCGUUGGGGGUGGCACUACUCUAGAUACGCAGAGAGAAGCGCUGGAGAUUCUUGGGUGUACUGGCCCAGGAUCCAAAGGUCGCUUGGCGGGUGUCAUCGCAUCCUUUGCCCUUGCCCUGGAUAUCAGCACGCUUGCUGCGAUCACCAAUGGCACUUUUACAGCAAGUCAUUACAAGCUUGCAAGAUGUACUGGUCACUACCGAUCAAAGCUUUGA
Messenger RNA from Aspergillus aculeatinus CBS 121060, 1134 nucleotides. RefSeq names its product hydroxymethylglutaryl-CoA reductase. Gene Ontology annotation, biological process: isoprenoid biosynthetic process; coenzyme A metabolic process. The record is from RefSeq and is a predicted model, not a curated record. Bases 1 to 1134 code for a protein of 377 amino acids. Lineage: Eukaryota; Fungi; Ascomycota; Eurotiomycetes; Eurotiales; Aspergillaceae. Gene Ontology annotation, molecular function: hydroxymethylglutaryl-CoA reductase (NADPH) activity; protein binding. The transcript has a single exon.